This is a messenger RNA of Lodderomyces pseudojiufengensis, 657 nucleotides long. RefSeq lists its product as uncharacterized. The transcript has a single exon. Lineage: Eukaryota; Fungi; Ascomycota; Pichiomycetes; Serinales; Debaryomycetaceae. The record is from RefSeq and is a predicted model, not a curated record. The coding region runs from base 1 to 657 and encodes 218 amino acids.
AUGCUUGUUUUUCAAUUUAUUAUCAUUGCUUCAUUAAUUUUCACCACUUCUGCUAAAUUUUCACGUCCAAAUAAAGAUUCGUCUUGUGAUUCUUCAUACUGUGAUCAGGCUGAUGAUCUUUCAACAUCUUGUCCUAAUGAUGAUUAUGAUUAUUGUAUUUGUGGUUUAGGUUCUGAUUUUUGGAAAGUAUUUUUAAAAUGUGGUCAAGCUUGUUAUCCAAAUUCAUAUGCUCAGUUUACAACUCCUGACGGUUUAAAACAAUCUUGGUGUGCAAAUAUAGAUUAUGCAGACUAUACAUCAGCCUAUAAUUCAGCCUAUAAUUCAGCCUCAAAAUCUCUUCAAAAUGCUAAAACAACAGGUGGUAAUGGAGGUGGCGGUGCUGUUGCUACUGAAACAGCAGGAAGUAAUGGAGGAAGCUCUCCAUCUGGAGGCUCUUCAGGUGGAUCAGGUGGUUCUUCUUCAGGUGGUUCUUCAUCAGGUGGAUCAAGUGGUUCUUCUUCAGGUGGCUCAGGUGGUUCUUCUUCCGGAAGUAACGGAGGAGGAAGCGGUAGUGAUUCGAAUUCAGGUGGUUCUGGUGGCAAUGGUCAAAAAAACGAUGGUAUUGUUGUUAAAGCAAGUAGAGCAUAUUGGGCUUUAUUAUUCUUAUUAUUUUUAUAA